Molecule: messenger RNA, 1401 nt
Organism: Symbiodinium sp. CCMP2592
Lineage: Eukaryota; Dinophyceae; Suessiales; Symbiodiniaceae
Source: the annotation of a GenBank genome assembly
AUGGCCAUUUCCCGCUUCGCUCUUCUGGCCGUCGCUGCGGCAGCGCCUCAGUGCGACUACUCGCUGAUUGAAAUAUCCGAGGAGUGCCCCUCGGAUUAUGGUUUCGAUUGGACGCUCUACCACGAGCAGCUGUACCAUGCCAGGUCUCUGGUCUUUGCAGGCGAUGCGCGGGGAUCGCAGCAGGCAGUCCUGUCGAUGCUGGAGGCCGUGACAAGGCGCUUUUGGUUUGCUUUCGAAUGCCCGCUGGCCGUGGCUGCAACGUAUUUUUCCUUGGCGCAAAGCUUCGCCUUUCAAGGUCGCAUGCGACGGGCUUUAGCAUUCGUCCACAUGGGCUUUAUCUUCGUGCGGGACAAGGGCUUCAGCGAGUGCACUCCUUGGCCGGUCCAGGGUUGGGACAUGCUCCUUGCCGGGCGCAACCUGAUGGAGGUGGUGCGGAGGCUCGAGGAUGAGUCCAUCACGCCGACCGCACCCCAGUUCCGACUUCGCGAGCGGGUGGCUAUCGUGUCCAUCUGCGCCUACGCAGAGGAAGAGCCGGUGCGGGUCAUCGGCACAGAGAACCACGAGAUCUACGCCCAACUUCAUGGCUACGACCUGUUCCAAAUCACGAACUCGGCGCAGAUUGCGCCCAACUUGGCUUCCGGGAUGGACAUCAACGACGGUGUCCACAAGCCGUUCUUCUGGAAGGUGAAUGCGGUAAAGAACGUCCUUGAGCAGCAGAACCCUCGCUACGAUUGGGUCCUCUGGAUCGACUGUGAUGCGUUCUUCAUGGAUCCAGGCAGGACUAUUGACUCUGUCAUCCACAUGCAUGCUGCCAAUGCAACCGCAGCAUCUCGCCUUGGACCAAGGCACUGGCAAGAGUCUCCGGAAGUCGCCCAGCUUCGGCAACGGCUCCACCCAACGAUGCCGCCAGAGGAUAUCGCGACAUCUGCAGCUGGAAGGAGGAUCAAAAGGGCCUUCAAGGUGUCGCUGAUUGUCGCGACGGACUCCUCUGGCAUCAACAACGGCGUGUGGUUGAUGAAGAACACCCCCUGGUCUCACGACUUUCUGGUGCGAUGGUGGCACUCCGACAUUCUGCAAGGCCCGGGAAAGAACCACAACUGUAGCGACCAGUCUACGAUGCAACACCAGCUGUUGUACGCCACCAGCAUGUCCAUGGACGAGCUCUGGGAUGCUGCAGAGGGGCCGGUUUGGGUUCCCGAAGUGCGCGUCGCCGCUCAGGAGCAUCUGCAGUCCUUCCACGCCGCCACUGCCGCGACAGUGGCGAGUCGGGAAUGGCAGCCAGGGGACUUCAUCAAGCACCAUCCAGGAUGUCACUACUACAAGCCACCCUGCCAACAGCUCUACGUGGAGGCUCACUCCCACUUCGUCAGCAUGGCUCAGGCCAUGGCGGCUGCACGCUAA